This is a messenger RNA of Pelobates fuscus (common spadefoot toad), 377 nucleotides long. RefSeq names its product interleukin-8-like. The record is from RefSeq and is a predicted model, not a curated record. Gene Ontology annotation, biological process: immune response; defense response; chemotaxis. Gene Ontology annotation, cellular component: extracellular region. NCBI's taxonomy places the organism in Eukaryota, Metazoa, Chordata, Amphibia, Anura, Pelobatidae. The transcript is spliced from 4 exons. The coding region runs from base 15 to 377 and encodes 120 amino acids. Gene Ontology annotation, molecular function: chemokine activity.
CCUUUGGAGGCAAGAUGAAGGGAACUGUCAUAUUGCUCUGCUUAGCAUUCCUUUUCUACAGCUGUGACAUGGUAUCAGGACUUCCUUGGGAGAGACAGAUAUUUGGAAGAGGGUGCAUGUGUAUUAAAGAAACCAGCAACUUCAUCCAUCCUCGGCUUAUUGCCAAUUAUAAGAUUAUUCCUGAAGGAGGUCGGUGCAGAAAAAGAGAAAUUAUCAUCCAACUAAGAAACCAGAAUGUUGUCUGUCUGAAACCAGAGACCCAUUGGUUUAAUGUUUUCUUGGUUGUCAUUGGAAAAAGACGUGAACUGACAAAUGGAAAUGACUCCAAUGGACUGACAAAUGGAAAUGACUCCAAUGGACCAAGAAAUUUAUUUUAG